AUGGCAAACGAACGCUUCAUUAAGGAUGGUGAAAGCAUACUAGUCGUGGAUGCGGGUGGCGGAACGGUGGAUCUAUGUCUCUUGAAGGUUGUGAAUGCCGAGAAGAACAGAGUGAAUCUGGGGGAACUUCAACCGACGCGAGGUGACAACUAUGGGGCCACCUUCAUUGACCGAGCGUUCGAGGAUCUUGUCAAGACGCGCUUGUUGGGUCUUGACCACAUGUUCAUAACUAGCAUCAGCGAUGUUGCGUGGCUGAUGAAGAGUGACCCAGACUACCUGCAAAACAAGCAUGAGCUCGGGGCGAACACAUAUAACAAGAAUUCCAAAUUCCGGAUUGGACUCCCGGAGAGGAUACAACGCUUUACAAACGAAUCAAGGCUUAUAGCUGACGGACAGAUGCUUUUCACCUGGCGAGAACUAGAACAGCUCUUCGAUCCGCAGGUGAAAGGUAUCCUCAGUCUCUUGGAUGAAAUGGUUAUGAAACACGAGAAAAGAACAGACUCAAAACGCAUUGAUCAUGUGGUUCUUUCUGGCGGUCUCGGACGGUCCAAGUACGUCUUCAAACAGCUUGAGGAGUACGUCUCUUCUUCGAGGUCGGCAGCAUUGAAGGGGACCAAAGUACACCAGUCCAGCGAUCCGCAGCUGUGCGUCUGCUUGGGAAUCGUGGAGAGUGCCAUGCAAACAAUUGAAAACGACACCAACAUGUUCCAACGUCGCAUCUCGAAGGUCUCUCUCGAGGCGAGUAAGAACGACCUAGUGACCGAGAAGGACCCAGAGGGUCACCGCUGGAUCAGGGGCUACAUGGACUGGUUCAUCUUGCGGGGAGAUGGGAUCCAGGAUAACAAAGCUGCCAAGCAUCCUUACAGCAUUGACUUUGGACCUGACGUAUCGACGCUCAACCGGAUCGGGAGAGUACUGAUAAAGAGCUGUACUUCCGAGCCUAUUCCAAGCUUUGAUAAAGAUGAACGCGUCCGGAACAACACGGUUCUCACGGUUGACUUGUCACACGCAAGUAUUGGGAGCAUUGAAGAAAGGAAGCCCAAGGGAUUGUUCGGUAAAAAUCUUGGUGUCAGAAUACGCUUCUACGUCGAGGCACGUAUUGGAAUGGCAGACGUGUCGUUCAGAGCUCCACCCUUUGAGCGGGAGCGCCUCAGUUGA
This is a messenger RNA of Emericellopsis cladophorae, 1158 nucleotides long. RefSeq lists its product as uncharacterized. Bases 1 to 1158 code for a protein of 385 amino acids. The record is from RefSeq and is a predicted model, not a curated record. Lineage: Eukaryota; Fungi; Ascomycota; Sordariomycetes; Hypocreales; Bionectriaceae. The transcript is spliced from 10 exons.